This is a messenger RNA of Setaria italica (foxtail millet), 2040 nucleotides long. Its product is annotated as 3beta-hydroxysteroid-dehydrogenase/decarboxylase. The coding region runs from base 558 to 1688 and encodes 376 amino acids. The record is from RefSeq and is a predicted model, not a curated record. The transcript has 9 exons. Lineage: Eukaryota; Viridiplantae; Streptophyta; Magnoliopsida; Poales; Poaceae. Gene Ontology annotation, molecular function: 3-beta-hydroxy-Delta5-steroid dehydrogenase (NAD+) activity. Gene Ontology annotation, biological process: steroid biosynthetic process.
GACGGAGUAAGUACGAUCUGGACUCCUCUCACGGCGACGCGUGCACGAGCUACGUGGAGACAGUAGUCGGGCCGCCGGAAGCCACGCCGAGUCACCGCCGGCGUGUCUCCGUGUCCGGACACGGCGAAACCGAGUGAUCCAUCUCUCUGUUCCAGACGUACGUGUGCAAGGAUUUAUCCGGAGCUCUCAGCCCCUUGAACUUGGCCGGGUUACCCGGCCUCGUCGGUGCGCAGCUAGCUAGCGCCAGGUUCUGCGCAAGCAAGGUAGGUGCCGUUCGUCACGGAGCACGUCAAGCAGGGCAAGCAGACAAGCUCGAUCGCGUCGGUGCAGAGGUUUCAUCAGCUCGCAGGCGCACAGGCGUCGGUGAAGGUGCCUCGACAGCGGCAACACGGUUGUCCUUCUUCUUUUUUUUUGUUUAAUUUCUAGGCGCCCCUUGCAUUCUUCCUGUACAACGUUGUCGUCCAGACUAUAAAUACACGUGCAAGGGCUAAGCCAUGGGCACGUAGAUACCUAGAACUUUAUUGCCCUGGUCUCGCGUGUUUGCUGUAGAACUCUAAAUGGGGUCGCUGCAUGACGGUGGCAGCAACAAUGGUGGCCGCCAGGAGGAGGCGAGGCGGCGGUGGUGCGCGGUGACCGGCGGCCGGGGAUUCAUGGCGAGGCACCUGGUGGCCGCGCUGCUCCGCUCCGGUGAGUGGCAUGUGCGGGUCACCGACCUCGCCGCCGAUAUCGUGCUCGGCCCCGGCGAGAACGAGGGACUCCUCGGCGAUGCCCUCCGUGACGGCCGCGCCGUCUAUGCCUCGGCGGACGUCUGCAACCUAGACCAGCUCAUAAAAGCUUUUGAAGGGGUGGAUGUUGUCUUCCACACAGCUGCUGCGGAUUCUAGCAAGAAUAACUUGCAACUUCACUAUAAGGUCAACACCGAGGGUACAAAGAAUGUAAUUGAUGCUUGUAUGAUCUGCAAGGUGAAAAGGCUUAUACACACCAGUUCUAUUGCUGUUGUGUUCGAUGGAGUUCAUGGACUUCUCAACGUGAAUGAAUCACUGCCAUACCCAGACAAGUUUCCUGAUGCAUAUGCACAAACAAAAGCAGAAGCAGAGAAGUUAGUUAUGAAGGCCAAUGGCAUUAAUGACCUUCUAACAUGUUGCAUACGCCCUGCUAGCAUUUUUGGACCUGGUGACAUAGUUAUACCAACUCUGGAUCAGUGCGGAAAAACACAUUUUAUUUUUGGUGAUGGGAAGAAUCGUGAUGAUUUUGUGUAUGUUGAAAAUGUGGUACAUGGUCACAUUUGUGCUGAUAAGACUCUUUCUACUAUGGAGGGUGCAAAAACUAGUGGAGGCAAAGCCUACUUUAUAACGAAUAUGGAGCCAAUGAAUAUGUGGGACUUUCUAUAUAUGCUUCAUGAAGAACUUGGAUACAAAAGAUUGUUCAAGAUAAGAAUACCUUUGGUUGUCAUCAAGCCAGUAAGCUAUUUGGUAGAGUGGGCAUAUAAUGUUCUACUACACCAUUAUGGAUUUUGCCCACCUCAAGUGCUAACACCAACAAGGAUCAAGUAUCUGACACUGCAUAGAACAUUUAGUUGUAACAGAGCUGCUGAAGAACUUGGCUACAAACCAAUUGUGACACUUAUGGAUGGUCUGAAGAUAGCAGUCAAAUCAUAUAUUCGGUUGCGAAAUACAAAUUCAUAUUAAAGACAGAAAAGGCUAUCACCCUGAGAUAGCAUGUUUCUUGUUGGAGAUAUAAAUAGAUAUUCAGAAAAUGUCAUAAGCUAGCAAAGGUCAGAAGUGAUGAAGUUUCCAAUAAAUAAAUUUCAGCGAUUGCACAUGCAAAUCUUGGCAGGCAAGCUCAGCCAUGGUGGAUUGUAAUUUAGUUUUGAUUAAGGAUAGAGUGUAACCUCUUAAUGAUCAAGCAUGUAUUUAAGUUACGUCAACUGAAAUGUAAAUAAUGUCAACAUUUGUCUCUUGACGUGCAUUUCUCGUAUGAAAUAUACGUUGAUCUGGCACUCCCUUUUUACGUGACGCUAGCCUGUGUGUAUUUGACAAA